AUGGCUACGAUGAAUAGUGAUCUUCUGAUCACGAAGACGACGGUGAUUCUCGAUCAACCGUCAGAUUGGCAGAAGUGGAUCUUCCUGCGCAAAGAUAGCGCGCAGCGGAACGAUCUAUGGGCGUACGUUAACCCUAACGUUGCGACAGAAACAGUACUCAAGCUCGAAGAUGAGAAGCCUGCGAAGAAAGAAGCAGGAGUUUUCUACGGACGAGGCCGAACGGCCGGCAUGGUUUACGACCUCGAGCAUCUCGAUGAGCACGAAUACCGGAAGUACUCAGCCUGGUACACUAGUUACCAGAAGGAACUAACAAAGUUCGAAAAGAAAGAACUCGCUUUAAGGCAGUUCAACAGCGAGAUCGCGACAACGAUCUCAGAGCGUCGACUUCAUUGGAUCAUGAAUCUAGAUACGCCGCACGCACGAUUGAGGAAACUCAAGAACCAGCUCUGUCCAUCGACAGCAGAGCGAGAGACUCAGCUACUCUCGCAAUACCUGGCGCUUCGCAAGAUGCCAAAGCGCGCCAACAUUGAAUCCUGGCUUGAUAGCUGGGAGGAGCUCCUUGAGCUUAUGGCCGCGGCUGAGAUGGCAGAAGUGAAGGGUACAAGGGCACAGCGGGACUUUCUCGACUCGGUGCAAUCGACUGAUGAUUCAUGGGCUACAUCACAAAGGAUUAGCAUGAUCGCAAAGCAAGAGGAAGGAGAGUCCUUCUUACCAGCGGUUGAUCUUGUGGGGCGAUUUCGACUAUACUAUCGGCAAACGAAACCAGUGGCUUCAACGCUGGGAACCUUUGCGGCGUUAGGCGACCCACAGGAAAUAUCACAGGAUACUGAUAAGUUUCGAAAGAUUAACUGCCUGUGUGGAGAGAAGCAUCGCUUUUAUUGA
Messenger RNA from Pyrenophora tritici-repentis Pt-1C-BFP, 882 nucleotides. RefSeq lists its product as uncharacterized. NCBI's taxonomy places the organism in Eukaryota, Fungi, Ascomycota, Dothideomycetes, Pleosporales, Pleosporaceae. The record is from RefSeq and is a predicted model, not a curated record.